UACGGUGUGCUUAUCUCGGUCCACAUCGUCAGCUCCAGUGUGAAGUGAAGUCUGACAGCUGCCGCCUGGCCUGGUCCACUUGCCGCUUCGCUGGUCCACCUCACCCCGCGGAUAUCAAUUAGCACGUUAAACUUGCUUCGGGACUGUGGGAGCGCUGCUUGUCUUCAACUUGAGGCAAAGAAAGACGGUGGAAAACUCCUUGGAAUUCUCCGCGUACCGUUCACGCAUUGGCACUCUCCGUUUGACGUAUAGAAGUGCUUCUUCAGGAGAAUUCUGGGGAGAUUUCUGACUCUUUCAAUCCUCAAAGAUGAAGCAGCACUGGGGACCCGUUCACUGAGGCGGCUCUCACUUCAAAACUGCCCUGCUCAGUGAUGAACCAUGACUAAAGGUUGUGAGGACUUGUCUCCAUCAUCCCAUUGUACAGUGAGGCAGUGAGCUGACGGAGGAUCCAGCAUGCAUGUGUCGACGUACCCCACAAUGCACUCUGCCAGCCCGGGUCUGCUCCUCCUCAGUUUCCUCUUCCUCGCCGACGCUGACUCUCCUCCACGGUUUACCCGAACCCCGGAAGACCAGAUAGGAGUCCAAGGCGGCGUGGCGUCGUUCGUGUGCCAGGCCGCUGGCGAGCCGCAGCCCAAGAUUGUGUGGAACAAGAAAGGCAAAAAAGUCAGCAACCAGAGAUUUGAGGUAAUUGAAUUUGACGACGGGUCUGGCUCUGUCCUGAGAAUCCAGCCUCUGAGGACCCCCAGAGAUGAGGCUAUUUAUGAAUGCCACGCCUCCAACUCGGCAGGAGAGCUCACGGCCUCCACCAGACUAAGUGUGCUACGAGAGGACCAGCUGCCUUCGGGGUUCCCCACUAUAGAUAUGGGUCCCCAGCUGAAAGUGGUGGAACGCUCUCGAACCGCCACCAUGCUCUGUGCGGCCAGCGGAAACCCUGACCCAGAAAUUUCUUGGUUCAAGGAUUUCCUGCCAGUCAACACAUCCAAUAACAACGGCCGAAUCAAGCAGUUGCGCUCAGAGUCCUUUGGUGGCACGCCCAUACGAGGUGCAUUGCAGAUUGAAAUGAGUGAGGAGUCUGACCAGGGCAAGUAUGAGUGUGUUGCCACCAACAGCGACGGAACUCGCUAUUCCACCCCAGCUAACCUCUACGUCCGAGAGCUCCGAGAAGUGCGACGCGUCCCCCCUCGCUUCUCUAUUCCCCCAGCGGACAGUGAGAUCAUGCCCGGGGGCAACGUCAAUAUCACCUGCGUGGCAGUGGGCUCGCCCAUGCCCUAUGUAAAGUGGAUGCUGGGAGCGGAGGACUUGACCCCAGAGGACGAUAUGCCCAUCGGCCGUAAUGUCCUCGAACUGACGGAUGUGCGUCAGUCCAACAAUUACACCUGUGUUGCCAUGUCAACGCUUGGCGUUAUUGAGGCUGUGGCGCAGAUUAUUGUAAAAGCCCUUCCAAAGGCUCCUGGUACACCCGUGGUGACUGAAAGGACUGCAACAAGCAUCACUCUCACCUGGGAUUCUGGCAACCCUGAACCUGUCUCCUAUUAUAUCAUACAACACCGUUCCAAAGGCUCCGAGGACCCCUAUAAAGAGAUCGAUGGCAUCGCCACCACACGCUACAGUGUGGGUGGCCUGAGCCCGUACUCCCAUUAUGACUUCCGCGUGGCAGCUGUUAACACCAUCGGCCAGGGUCCCUCCAGCGAAGCGGUAGAGGCUCGCACAGCGGAGCAGGCGCCCUCCUCACCUCCCCGACAAGUCAGAGGUCGCAUGCUGAGCACCACAACGGCAAUCAUUCACUGGGAUGAGCCGGAGGAACCAAACGGGCAGGUAGUGGGCUACAGGGUCUACUACACUUCGGACAACACGCUGCCGGUCAACCAGUGGGAGAAGCAAAUGGUGCGGAGUGCCAACUUCAUCACCAUUCAGGGCUUGACUCCUAACAAGACAUAUUACAUCAGAGUGUUGGCUUUCACCUCCGUUGGAGAUGGUCCCCUUUCCCAGGACCUGCAGAUUAUCGCCAAGACUGGCGUCCCAUCGCAGCCUUCAGAGUUCAAAGGAGAGGCCAAGUCUGAGACGAGUAUCCUGUUGUCCUGGAUAGCGCCACCCCAGGGUGGCCCAGACAACCAGAUCACAGGAUAUGAAUUGGUUUAUCGACGAGCGGACGAUACAGAGGAGAAGAAAGUAAGCUUUGAGCCGACAACCUCCUACCUGUUGAAGAACCUCAAGCCUUUCUCAGCCUACACUUUCCAGCUGGCUGCCCGUAGCAAACAUGGUAUUGGCGCAUAUACCAACGAGAUUUCCAUCGACACGCCGCAGACGCUUCCUUCAGCACCUCCUCAGGACAUAAGAUGCACCAGCCCCACUUCUACCAGCAUCCUGGUAAGUUGGGCACCACCACCUGUGGAGUUUCAGAACGGCGUCAUUACGGGAUACACCAUCCAGUACUCCACUACCGGGGUCAACAAAACAUCCAAAAGGAUUGACGGCGUUCCGACGGAAGGUUCUCCGUACCUCUUGGAAAACCUAGAGAAAUGGACUGAGUACGGAAUAACAGUGCGGGCGCAGACGGAAGCCGGCGACGGACCGGAGAGUUUACAGCUGAUUAUCCGCACCGAGGAAGAUGUUCCAAGUGGUCCUCCUCGAGGGGUGGACGCAGAGACAGUGAACGCCUCAGCCAUUAGGGUGAAAUGGCGAGCGCCAGCCCCUGAGCUGCAGCACGGUCAGAUCCGAGGCUACCAAGUCCACUACGUGAGGAUGAACUACGGCGAGCCUCAGGGUCAUCCCUCCAUCAAGGACAUCCUUAUAGAAGACUCACAGUGGGAAUAUGACCAGACAGCUCAAUAUGAGGCACUUCUUGGAGACUUGAAGGCCGACACUUCCUACUCUAUCUCAGUUGGAGCUUACACCGCCAAGGGAGAUGGCGCUCGCAGCAAACCAGUUGCCAUCUGCACUGCUCUGCCGCUGCCACAAAAGCCCAAACUAAUGGCAAGCGCAACUGACUCAGGCACCGCUCUGCUUCAGUGGUACCCGCCACCGAAUCCCCCCACUCCAAUCCUGGGUUACCGCCUCACCUUUGGCCGUGUCGACGUCCUUCCCUUCACAGUGGUGGAGUUCCCAACCAAGGAGAAUCGCUACACAGCUCAUGACAUCCACAAGGGGGCAAAUUACGUGUUCAGACUGUCCGCCCGGAACAAAAUGGGCUACGGAGAAGAGGCAGUUCAAGAAGUGACCACACCAGAAGGCAUCCCAACCGGAUACCCAGAAAAUAUUAUCUCAGAGGAGAUGUCUGCCAAUUCCCUUCGCUUGACAUGGAAAUCAGUGCCACUCAUUGAACAAAAUGGAAAAAUUGUCAAGUACUCAGUGCUGUACAAGGAUAUAAACAGUCGGGGCAAUUCCACGGAAGUUGUGGUGCCCACUCCAGGGUCAAGUGUUUUGUUGGAGGGUCUAAGUGCCGAUACUGUGUAUGAUGUCAUGGUGUGCGCGUUCACCACUGUCGGCCCUGGUCCGUACAGCCCCGGUGUCCAAUUUAGGACGCAGCGGCUAGACCAAGUUUUUGCCACCAACUUCAGAGUAAAGGCCGCCAUGAAGAAUUCAGUUCUGUUGUCCUGGGAGGUCCGAGACAAGAAUCCUACACAGCCAUUUACAAUCCUGUACGGAAAAGGCCAGUCUGUGGAGGUGGAUGGGAAGCAGACACAAAAGCUGAUCACCGGUUUGCAGCCAGACACCCUGUACUCUUUCUUGCUUACCAACCGGGCCAACAGCGCCGGGGGCCUACAGCACCGCGUCACCGCCACUACUGCUCCAGACAUCCUGAAAAGCAAGCCCGUCGUGGUGGGAAAGACCAACGCUGAUGGCAUGGUGACUGUACAACUUCCAUCCGUGCAGACGUCAGCUAAAGUCAAGGGUUAUUACGUUGUGGUGGUGCCGCUGAAGAAACAGCGAGGAGGGAAGUUCUUGAUUCCAUGGGAGGACCCAGAUCAGAUGAACUUAGAUGAGUUGCUGAGAGAGAUUAACCGAACCAGCGUGAGCCGAGCCCUGCGCAUCCGCAGACAGGCCGGCCAAUCAGAUCCCAGAGCGUACGUCAGCGCUCAAUUUAAAACCCUCCCCCCGGAGUUCACGCUCGGCGACGGGCAAAACUACGGGGACUUCCGCAACCGGCCACUGCAGAACGGCCAGGAAUAUGUGUUCUUUGUGCUCGCCCUACUCGACCUUUCGGAGAACACCAUGUUCUCCACUAGCCCGUAUUCUGAUUCGGUGACGUCAUCGGGUGUGGACCCGCAGCCGAUCGUUGAUGAGGAAGAGGGUCUCUUGUGGGUUGUCGGUCCCGUCUUGGCCGUUAUCUUCAUCGUGUGCAUUGUCAUUGCCAUCCUUCUCUUCAAAAGCAAACCUGACAGGAAACGAGCCGAGGCCGAGGGCAGAAAGGGCAGUUUCCCCUGCAGCAAAGCCAUGUCGUCUCACCAUCCCACUGAUCCUGUGGAGUUGCGUAGAAUCAACUUCCAGACCCCGGCCUACCGCGUAUCAGUGUACCGUGGUUAUCGGCGUUUGUCAAGCAUGGCAAGUCACCCACCCGUCCCCAUCUCAGAACUGGCAGAUAACAUUGAGCGCCUCAAAGCAAACGACAAUCUCAAGUUCUCACAAGAGUACGAGUCGGUUGACCCCGGUCAGCAGUUCACGUGGGAGAACUCCAACUUGGAGGUCAACAAACCAAAGAACCGCUACGCUAACGUCAUUGCGUACGACCACUCCAGGGUGAUACUCUCUGGCAUUGAGGGUGUCCCGGGGAGUGACUACAUCAACGCUAACUAUAUCGAUGGGUACCGGCGUCAAAAUGCCUACAUCGCCACUCAGGGUUCCCUUCCGGAGACCUUUGGGGACUUCUGGAGGAUGGUGUGGGAGCAGCACACGGCCAACAUUAUCAUGAUGACCAAGCUGGAGGAGAAGUCAAGGAUGCCCUCUUAUUUCUUCUCUAAGGUGAAGUGCGACCAGUACUGGCCAACACGAGGCACAGAGACCUACGGCCUCAUCCAGGUCACUCUCCUGGACACAGUGGAGCUGGCCACCUACUCUGUCAGGACAUUUGCGCUUUACAAGAGUGGCUCCAAUGAGAAGCGUGAGGUUCGUCACUUCCAAUUCACCGCCUGGCCAGACCACGGCGUACCCGAGCACCCUACUCCGUUCCUGGCCUUCCUGCGAAGGGUGAAGGCCUGCAACCCUGCAGAUGCGGGGCCCAUGAUCGUCCAUUGCAGCGCCGGAGUGGGCCGCACAGGUUGCUUCAUCGUGAUCGACGCCAUGGCAGAACGGAUCAAGCACGAGAAGGCCGUGGACAUCUACGGCCACGUCACGCUAAUGCGCUCCCAGAGGAACUAUAUGGUCCAGACGGAGGACCAGUAUAUCUUCAUCUACGACGCGCUGCUGGAGGCCGUGACCUGCGGCAACACGGAGGUCCCCGCCAGGAACCUGUAUUCAUACAUCCAGAGGCUGACACAGAUCGAACCUGGCGACAACGUCACCGGCAUGGAGCUGGAGUUCAAGCGUCUGGCCAGUGCCAAGGCCCACACGUCACGCUUCGUCAGUGCCAACCUGCCAUGCAACAAGUUUAAGAACAGGCUCGUCAACAUCAUGCCCUACGAGACCACGCGAGUCCCCUUGCAGCCAAUCAGAGGAGUGGAGGGGUCGGAUUACAUCAACGCCAGCUUCAUCGAUGGCUACAGGCAACAGAAGGCCUACAUAGCGACACAAGGCCCGUUGGCGGAGACCACGGAGGACUACUGGAGGAUGCUGUGGGAACACAACUCCACCAUUGUUGUGAUGCUCACCAAAUUGAGGGAGAUGGGACGGGAGAAAUGUCACCAGUAUUGGCCCGCAGAGCGCUCAGCUCGGUACCAAUACUUUGUGGUGGAUCCCAUGGCCGAGUACAACAUGCCUCAAUACAUCCUCCGGGAAUUCAAAGUUACAGACGCCAGAGAUGGCCAAUCAAGGACGGUUCGUCAAUUCCAGUUCACCGAUUGGCCAGAACAAGGAGUGCCAAAGUCAGGGGAAGGAUUCAUUGAUUUCAUUGGACAAGUGCAUAAAACUAAAGAACAGUUUGGCCAGGAUGGACCAAUUACUGUGCACUGCAGUGCUGGAGUGGGCCGGACGGGCGUGUUCAUCACGCUGAGCAUCGUACUGGAGAGGAUGCGGUACGAGGGCGUGGUGGACAUCUUCCAGACGGUCAAGAUGCUGCGCACGCAGCGACCUGCCACCGUUCAAACAGAGGACCAGUACCAAUUCUGCUACCGCGCCAGUCUGGAGUAUCUUGGAAGCUUUGAUCACUAUGCAACAUAAAUGUGUCACGGCACGUCCCACCUAAUCCACUUGCCUGUGGAUGAACGCGUUAGGCGGCGACGUGUCCGUGAUGAGAGCGCCACCAACAUGCAGAGUGAAAUGGAGGGAAGGGGGAGUCCUGCGUACCCACAAAGAGCACCUCUAACUGAGCCAUAGCAACCUGCUUGACAAGGGGUCUCCACCCGCCCUUUGACCCAAACACGCCCAUUGGUCUGUCUGAAGAAGCAACUUGCUCCAAUGCUUGAUCAGAAUCUACGUUGUCCGUUUCGUUUUCAGUCAGUGCUAUUUUCCGAGCACCCAGGUUGCUUUACAUUGUUCGGGUGUGGAACUGUUCACCUCAUCCACCACCAGUGUAGCAUCACCAACCUUGAUUGAUAGAGUGUCACAGGACGUUUGAUUUUUCUAUCUUUAGAUGAACUCGAAGGCAUCCAUCAUAUGGACGUCUCGUGGACGGACGCAAAGUGAAACUUUGGAGCACCAGAGAAUUGCUGUCAGGAGAGUGGAAACUCACCGAGCGCAUAGUAUUAAGGAUACACGGACCCGCAAUAGACACCAGGAAGUGUUUACCCCCACAUUUUUGUUGUUUUUAGAGAAACAGACUCUUGUUUCCUAUAAAUGUCAAAGACAUUUCAAUCUCACAGUAAUUAAAAAAAAAAAAAAAGCACCAGUUCAUACAUAAUACUUCACAGUUUGAGACAUGGAAAUUGUGAGAAGUUUAAAAAGCACCAACCGCCACCAGAAAUAAAAUAGCUUGUGACUCAUUUGAAAAAAAAAAAAAAAAAAAGGGGGGCUCAGCUAAAGUCACUCAUUGGUUUUUUUUUAAACUUUCUGUUUCUUGUGCAUUUUUUUUACGUUAUGAAAUAUGUUUAUUCAAAGAAAUACAAUCAGAAGUCAUGGAGCUUUGUAGUUUCAAAAUAGUCCACCAUUAACUGUUCUAUAAUCACUUUUAUUUGCAUGAGCAAAUCAAUGAAGUCUCUGCCUGCCUGUUGCUUGAUGGUUUUAACUUUAGGGUACGGGUCAGGGUUACAUUUCAGGAUUAAACCAUCCAUUUAGGUUCAGGAUUGGGGCUCUCGAUGAUGUUCUUUCUUAUUCACAGUAUUGUCAGGAAUAAGAUGUAGUGCAGGGGUCACCUACAUGGGCACUUCUAAAAAUAGCUCACUAGUGCUCAGACAUUAGGAUUUUGUCGGAAUUGUGUUGAAAUCAUGAUUUACAAACUCUGACAGAUUUGUGAGACAUCAUUAAGUAUUAAUAAUGACACGCGCUAAUAUUAUUAAAGGGCAUUUGAGAAAAUGUUAUUCAGACAUGUAUUAAUUGGGCACCCAUUUGCACAACCAGUACACAGGAAGGAACACUCACUCUUCAAAAGGUCGGUGACCCCUCGUGCACGGGCAAGGCCUAUGGUUUCAUUUUGGGGUUCCGUAGGAGUUCAUCUUAUAUUUAGGGUUGAAGGUUAUUAGAAAUUAUGCCCAGGGUGUAACUCACAUCUCACCCAAAGUCAACCGGGAUAGGUUCCAGAUCAUCCGCAACCCGAAUGCAAUAGAAAAUGGGUGGUUUGGUUCAGGUUUGAUUGAGGGACCAAAGCAUCACGACCAAGUGUGCUCCCCCAAUGAAAAGUCUCCAUUCUGCGUAUAAAUCACGAGAUUGAGCGCAAAAGAGUGGAAUCACAAAUAGUGUGCACAGUUUGUGGUUUUUGUUUUGGGAUGGGAGGGGGGAGGGUAUGAAAAAUUAUGUAAAAGUUCAUCUAGAUUUUAGAACACUAAUUGUGGAAAUGUGUCGAGACGACGUUCUCACCGGAAUGCUCACCACUGACUCGUGUGACUGUCUGAUUCAGUGUGCAAUAAGUAGAUGUAUUAUAUAUAUUUUUAUGUCCACUUAUUUACUGCAGUCACAUGCUGUGAUGGUGAUGAUGAUGAUGUUCAUGAUGAUGAAGAUAUCCUACUAACGAUGGUGCAUCAUGUCCCAGAUAUGAGGACGUUAAGCAUUUGAUUCCUCGUAUCACACAGCCACCCCCAAGUAGACAAGGUUGUCGUCACAGUAACCGGGAAACUAACGAAUGAUUGCAACUCCCAAUGAAUAGUUUAAGUUUAGAUUUCUAGUGCCUUAUAUUACACGCCUAUUUUGAUAAAGUUACGUUUAAGGGUUCUUGUGUAUUUUAUGUAUUCACACGUAUAUAUGUUUGUGUGUCGUGUGUGUGUGUGUGUGUGUGUGUGUGUGUGUGUGUGUGUGUGUGUGUGUGUGUGUGUGUGUGUGUGUGUGAGAAAGAGAGAAUAUGUAUAAUUUUAUGUUCCACUAUCUGAAAAUUGCUGGCGUAUUGUUGUUUUUCUACAGUAGGCUAGCUCAUGACAGAGAUCCCUUUCAAAGGAAUGCAGUCAUAUCGCUCGGAAGGAGAACAAAUGAGCACAACUGCAGUACAGCAAAUGUUUAUUUCAAAAGUAUGAGCUAGGAAUGAGAUGAGGAUUUCAAUUCAAGAAAAUGUCUGCGGUGAUGCAAAGGCAGACUUUCUUUGACCGUAUUUCCUCAAAUAGUGGCCUCCGCUCUCAUUAACUGCAGGCUGCGUUACAUCUCAGAUAGACUCUUUCGCAUUCACCUGAUUUUUCUUUCUGGUUUUCCUGGAUUUAUUCCAUCCGUGGUAAAGACCAAUAACACCGAAAUGGAGUGGUGCCUUGAGAUUUUAAUUUUGUUCCGUGACCUCACAACUAACGAAAUUGAGCCAUUUCAAUGAAUGGAAAUGCCAUUAAUCUAUUCCAGCAGCCCCUGCUACCCAAAAAAAAAACCCACACACAAAUGUUUGUUUUUAAUAAAGAACUACACUACUGUACUUCAUAAAAACAGAGUAUCAACAUAAUUAAAUUGAAUGUUGAGAAAUAAAUGGUUUGUGCAUCAUGAUUUAAUACUGCAAUUCCGUUUAUUGUGCUGCUCCUUCUGUUGUCCCCCUCUUGGCCACCAGGCGGGGCAUAAUACAUUCAUGCAGUCACAAAUUAAGAAUAAUCAUUCUAUCACUACUGUAAAUGACUCAGUAAGAUCAUUUUUUGUAGAGGAUAAAGAAUGUGUUCUGAGUGUGUUAUAUUAUCUGUCUACCUGUGUUACGCCACCAUUGCUUGAGGGGUUCAAAAACCGCAACGCUCAUGGCUAACCAUUAGCAUGCGUUUUCCGCUACGCGUUAGCAUUAAGCUGGCGGGAGCAUUCCUACGACAAAGUUAUUUGGGUGUAAGAAGUGUCACUUCCUUUGUUUAAUGUUUAGUUUGACACUCAACUUUGAGUGGGAGGGGCAUAAACCAGCAUGAAGCCUCUUUUUGGAUGAUUUGCCAAACUGCUGCUUAUGGUGCUGUGAGCAAAGUUGACGACACUGCCACCACGCAGCACUCGUCUCAAGUUGCGCUCGCAAGUUAAAGCAAAAAAGCAAAAAAAAAUUAAAUGUCAACAACCUCAUUAGUCAGGUCACUUGUAUCUCAAGGCAUCCCUUUAGAGUAAGGACAUAAUUAACUCUCAUUAUCCAUGGGAAAAAAAUGUGAAAUGAUAUACAAUAGUAUUUGAAAAUCCCCGUGCGCCUGCAGGGGAGUGAAUAAAUACCAUCUGGCCACUAUAUGAGGCAAUCAAAGCAGCAGGGGCAUUUUUAUUGUCAAAUUAAAGAGGGUGAAAAAAAAAAAAAGCAAAAUGAUGACAUUUGUGCAUACCGAAGUCAAUCCCACAGCCAAUCGUGUUCCUUGUCCUGCCCUCCUCUUCUCCAUGUUGUUCUCUUCAUGACACUGCUCUGGUGUCACUGGUGUUGUUUUUGUAUGCAUGGUACCCCCCCCCGUUGGUCGCACCAGUAAUGGGAAGACUUGCACUUUCUCUCUUGUACUAUGCACAAAAUUCUCUUAUCUCUGUUCGCCCACACCCCAACCUUCUCCCUCCAACAAAACAAAAAGAAAAAAAAAAAAAAGAGUGUUACUUGAACUAGCUCAACAUGGACCCUGAAAUGCUCACGUAGUUGUGUAUAUGUAAAUAACACCGAACACAGAGACUAAGUGAAAUUCUUAAACGAUUAAGUUGAAGAUUAAUAGCGAACUAUAUCAGUUAUACUGAGUGAUAUAACAAAGGAUUGCACCAGAAAUCACCAUUUAUGGCACAGAAAUAUGUGCAAUACAUCACCUUGUGGCUUUGUUGCACCACAAAUGAGUUUCACCUUUAAAAGUGUUCUAUUUUAACCCCGCCCCGAUGUAUCAUGUAGUUGGAUAAAACUGGAGUUUAUAAAUUGUAUAAAAACGAAAAAAUAAUGGUGUGUUGCUUGGAUCAGUCCCGUCAAACUGGUCUGUAAAUGUAAAGUUUUAGUUUGUCUGUUUUUCAUUUUCUGCUCCGGGUCAACAAGUGUUUUUUAUUUUCUUACAUUGGUUCUUGGAGUGUGUGCAAACCUGAGGAUGGGGGGGAAAAAUACCACACAUGGGUCUGUAUGAAUUUCUGUUCUUUGUUGACACAAGUUUUAUUUGUUACAAAUAAACUCAAGUAAAAUAAAAGA
Molecule: messenger RNA, 10807 nt
Organism: Hippocampus comes (tiger tail seahorse)
Lineage: Eukaryota; Metazoa; Chordata; Actinopteri; Syngnathiformes; Syngnathidae
Product: receptor-type tyrosine-protein phosphatase delta-like
Exons: 46
Coding region: 454-6312 (1952 amino acids)
Biological process (GO): protein dephosphorylation
Molecular function (GO): protein binding; protein tyrosine phosphatase activity
Source: RefSeq, a predicted model, not a curated record